Arvicola amphibius (Eurasian water vole) is the source of this 2080-nucleotide messenger RNA. Its product is annotated as C-C motif chemokine 27-like. Gene Ontology annotation, cellular component: extracellular region. The transcript is spliced from 4 exons. The record is from RefSeq and is a predicted model, not a curated record. Gene Ontology annotation, biological process: positive regulation of T cell chemotaxis; immune response. Lineage: Eukaryota; Metazoa; Chordata; Mammalia; Rodentia; Cricetidae. Gene Ontology annotation, molecular function: chemokine activity. Bases 73 to 336 code for a protein of 87 amino acids.
GCCAGGGAGGGCGGGGAGUUUAGGCUGUGCCGACCCCUGAGCCCCCCUUCAGGAACCGCUGGAGCCCGGGACAUGUCGCGAUUGAGGAGAUACGAGGUGGCGCUGGAAGCGGAGGAGGAGAUCUACUGGGGCUGCUUCUACUUUUUUCCUUGGCUGCGAAUGUGGCGCAGGGAGCGGAGCUCGGCGCACCCCCGGGAGCAGAAGCUGGAGCCUCUGCGGGGCCUAAUGAGCUGUUUGUCGAGCGGCCUGAGGCCUGCUCCCCAGCGCUCAGGUCGUGGUCUCCUCUGUCGCACCCCCACCAGCGCUGCACAGACAGCCGGUGCAUUAAAGAUUUAAAGUCACGCCCACUGCCUUCCUGACUUUACCGCCGCAGCCGCCAUUGGUGCUGGGAAUCCCACUUCACACCUGCUGUUUUCUUACCCACAGGGCGUCCCUCCCUGGUAGGAUGCCCUUGCAUGUCAAGGCCUCCGUUGCUCCUAAGGGCCCCUAAUUAUCGUCAUCUUCUAAUUACUAUCAGUGACUGGCUCCCUGCCACACCCUCCCCCAAAGCACCCACACAGUAGGCCACAUAUUUCCCCCACUUAUCAGUGUUCCCACAACUCCAGCUGUUACUGCCUUCCUCUAGCUGGAACUUAACCAAAUGUCUGAAGAAUCUUCCCUUCCUGAGAGUGAAUCUAAAACAUUUUAGCCAAAGUUACAGAAUCAGCGAGAGGAAGGACCAGUUCCUAGAAGCUGCCUCUCACAUUCUUCUCAAGAGAGUGACAAGGGUUAAGGGUCUAAGGCCUUUCCUACAGCUAAAAUCCCAAACCGGCUCCCUCCAGUCUGAUCCCUUUUUUUGUUUCUUUCUUUCUUUUUUUUUCAUUACGACUGUGUGUGUGUGCCUGCCCACCACAGUGCAUGUGCACGCAGAGAUCAAAGGACAACUUGAGAGAGUCCAUUCUCUUUCUACCAUAUGGGUCCCAGGGUUCAGACUCGGGUCCUCAGGCUUGUCACCAUGGCCAUCUUGCCAGCCCCUGAACCCUUCCCUAGAAGAGUCCUGCCACCCAUUUUUAUCCUGCCAACCCAAAUCACUCUGGAACCAACUCUUGCAGUGGCAAGAGUCCCCAUAGACACCCACUCCAGCACCAGAAAGGGGAGACAGCCUGGAUUUUGGCUGAGCCCAAAGCUGACUUAGCCUGGCACAGCUCCUGCCAUAACCAUUUGUGCUGGAAAAGAAGGCUUGGCCUUUAUAUCUUUGGAGAUGCCAAAGAAGAGAUGGGUACACAGCCAGGAAAAUGUUUCUCCUUUCCAAAGAUCUCUAGAUUGACAAGUCCAGAAGAGCUUACAAAUAGCAGGCAACCAGCUAACAAAACAAAUAAGACAGGAUGAUACAACCUGGGGGGUUUUUUUUGGGGGGGGAGGCUACACCCAAGCCAUGGAACAAAGGUCUAGAAAAGGAGUAAGAGAUACCCUGAAGCUUCGGGUACCAAAACUUCAGGAUGAGUAGCCUCUAGGUUGUGGUUACUUCCAAAUACCUAAAACUGUGCAAACCUUAGCCAUCUCCUCACAGUGUUUGCAUCAAAGACCCCUUCAAAGGCUUUGUCUAGCACUGGGCCUCAUCCUUCCAGACAGCCAGAAGGCCUCUGAGACAGUGUCCAGAAGACAGGACGAGGCAAGACUUAGACUCUCAGCCUAGCUAUAGCAGAACAAGCUGCUCAGAGAUCAUGGCAGUCUAAGAGCUCUAUCUACAGAAGAUGACUGGCCUCCAAGCAGAGAACACAACAUGUAGAUAAGGGGUGGAUUCUUAGGGUUAUGGCUCAGUUUGUAUUUCAAAUCCAGAACAGGACUUGAAAAUUGAAGUCCCCAGAUUAGGUGUCUGGGGCAUUAACCCGACCAGUGUCCCCAGCCCCAGCAGAUUAUAGCUUUCCAGAAAGAGCUGCCUCAAGAUGAGCGGGCCUUUUGCAUGGAAGAGAAGAAAGGGAAUAGUAGAUUGGGGUGCUCAGAGUUUGGGGAAAUGGGUAUUUCUCAACCUGGGUUGGGAGGGGUAUGUUCCUUCAAGCCCAGAGUGUAAAGAGGAUGAAAUUUGAAUCAAAAGAGACCU